ACCUCUUAUUGUGACUUGAGCAGUCGUGCUGCUGUCGGUGUGAUGGUGUCAUCAUCAGGAUCCCGCCGGCAGACAGGACCGUGCUCCGGGGCUGGUCUGCACGCUGGUCGGGUUCCUACCAUUUUGUGCGCAGAUGUUCCGGGACGGCGGACGGGUUCGGGCCGAGCUCCGCAGCUGAGCUCGGCUCCAGACAAGCCCGGCCGACAGAGGACACGGCGGGUCACGCACGUCAGACGGCGACAGAGAGCAAAGUGCAGACAGGAAGCCGCUCCGGCACAACUUUCUCCUCCAGAGCUCCAGCGCACGCCAUGAUGCGGUGGUGUUACGGCAAAGUCCCGGGUCGGCUGUGGCUCUUGCCGCUGAACGUGUGGUACUUUGCGGCGGUAUGGGUCGCACCUGUGACGCUACACCCGCAGUGUUUGGACUUCAAGCCGCCCUUCCGCCCGGAGCGGGAGCUGGACUUCUGCGUAAUGUACAGAGAGUUUGGCUGCUGUGACUUUCAGAAGGACCAGGAGCUGAUGAGGAAGUUCUACCAGAUUAUGGAACACUUUGAUGAUUAUGGUUAUGAAAGCUGUGCUGGAUUCGUCUCGGAUCUGCUCUGCCAGGAGUGCUCUCCCUAUGCAGCUCACCUCUUUGAUGCAGAGGACCUGAGCACCCCGGUCAGGACCAUCCCUGGCCUCUGUCCAGACUACUGCUCCCAGCUUUGGUUGAAGUGCAGUUCCAUCAUCCCUCAUCUGUCCGACCACCCAAACAUAGCCAAAGUCAAAGAUGACCAGACACGUUUCUGCCAGUACCUGCAGCUAGAGGACAUGGACUACUGCUACCCACACCUCCUCAGCAACCAGAAGCUGACAAGGAAUCUGGGCCGGGUUCAGUCCGACUCGGACGGCUGUCUGCAGUUGUGCCUGGAAGAGGUUGCGAACGGGCUGCGGAACCCGCUAGCCAUGGUGCACGCCAAUGACGGCACGCAUCGGUUCUUUGUGGCAGAACAGGUGGGCGUGGUGUGGACCUACCUUCCUGACCGGUCCAGACUGGAGAGACCAUUUUUGAACAUUACCAAGGCAGUGUUAACAUCGUCAUGGGAAGGUGACGAGAGAGGCUUUCUGGGACUUACCUUUCACCCCAUGCACAAGUACAACAGGAAGCUGUACGUGUAUUACUCAGUGGAGGUGGGUUUGGAUGAGAGGAUCAGGAUCAGUGAGUUUCAUGUGUCAGCCAACGACAUGAAUGUGGUGGAUCACACCUCUGAGCGGGUUAUUCUGGAGAUUGACGAGCCAGCAUCAAACCACAAUGGAGGGCAACUGCUAUUUGCAGAUGAUGGCUACUUGUACAUUUUCACAGGAGAUGGUGGAAUGGCAGGAGACCCAUUUGGGAAAUUUGGGAAUGCCCAGAACAAGUCGGCUCUGCUGGGUAAAGUUCUCCGCAUUGAUGUGGAUGACAACGAGAGAGGCCCAUUGUACAGAAUUCCUCCAGAUAACCCCUUCAUACACGAGCGAGGGGCAAGACCUGAGGUUUAUGCUUACGGUGUCCGCAAUAUGUGGAGGUGUUCUGUGGACCCGGGCGACCCUCUGACCAAAGAGGGCAAAGGACGCAUCUUCUGCGGCGAUGUGGGCCAGAACAAGUUCGAAGAGAUUGACAUCAUCGAGAAAGGUCGGAACUAUGGCUGGAGAGCCAAAGAGGGAUUUUCCUGCUACGAUAAGAAGCUGUGUGCCAACAGCUCGCUAGAUGACGUCCUGCCUAUUUACGCGUACCCUCACAAGAUGGGAAAGUCAGUGACGGGUGGAUAUGUGUAUCGAGGCUGUGAAUACCCCAACCUGAACGGCAUGUACAUAUUUGGAGACUUCAUGAGCGGGCGCUUGAUGAGUCUUCGGGAGGACUUCAGAACAGGACAGUGGACGUACAGUGACAUCUGUAUGGGGACGGGCCUGACGUGCUCCUUUCCUGGAGUCAUAGACAACUACCACCAGUACAUCAUCUCCUUUGCAGUGGAUGAAGCUGGCGAGCUGUACUUCAUGUCGACCGGAAUACCGAGUGCUACGUCGCCCUCAGGGGUCAUUUACAAAGUGGUGGAUCCCUCACGACGCGCCCCACCAGGACAGUGUCACUAUGACCCUCUUCCUGUCAGAGUGAAGAGUAAACUCAUCAAGUUCGUUCCCCAGGAAACGUUUAUAGGCACUAGAAACGAGCCUGAGCCAGAACCCACAGAGUCCUAUGACUGGCUCCAGGAGCUUAUUGACAGUCUAGGUGAAUUAGGACCAGAGCCGACCACCCCUUUGCCGACCACGACUACCACCAGACCGCCCAAACGUUCAGGUCGGAAAGGCAGACGCAAGAAGAGCAGAUCCAGGGCACAGAGUGCGCCUGAGCCUCAGAACGGUGGGGUUAGGCUGGUCGGGGACGAACAGGGCCGCAGCAACCAAGGACGGGUGGAGAUCUACAUUAAUGGAGAGUGGGGCACUGUGUGCGAUGACCUAUGGACUAUCAAGAACGCUGCCGUGGUUUGCCAGCAACUAGGUUUCCAGUACGCUCUGAAGGCAGCGAGGAACUCUGAGUUUGGGGAGGGGAGGGAUCUGCGCAUUCUUUUGGAUGAUGUUCAGUGCAAAGGGACAGAGUCCACCCUGCUGGACUGCAAACAUGCUGGUGUGGGGUUACAUAACUGUGCCCAUUACGAGGAUGCCGGGGUGAUCUGUGGCAACUCAGAUGCAGGAGUCUAAAUGUUUGAAGGCUCUGACGUCAGAGCUAACAUUCAUUAACUUAAUCCACCCUAAAUAUACAGUAACAUUGUAUUCUCUCACUGGAAGAUUCUUUUUUUUUUCUUUUGAUCAGUCCCAUGAAUGGGCACACCAAAUAUAGACCAUGUCGUUCUGUACCACGAUAUUUCCAGCAGGCACAAUGGUGUAAUUCUUCUUCUUGCGUUUUGUAUUCAGUCCAUCACAAUAAAAAAGGAAAGGGAGAAACCAUGCAGAAACACAGUGCAGCCACAACGCACUGCAUUUUCAAAUAUGGGCACGGCACAAACGCUUUUCAUAGAAUCCACAGGUUCAAGCAAAAAGUUAAGGAAAUCAUAAUACAGAGCAGGAGGUGAUGCACCAACAGACAGUCCUUCAUCAAAGCUUUCCAGAAGUAAUGUAUGAGAUAACCACAUACAUACAUCUCGGAUGCAUGAUGAUGUCUGACACUGUAACACAAUCUAAGGGUGGGAGCCUCCUCUACUAAAGGUUCCUUUUUUCCAGUAGCUGCAUUUUUUUUUCCUUAAAUGUAAAUGAUAAUAUAAGAGUUUAUGUUUUGUUUUUCAUUACAGACUGAAUGUUUAAUUUGAAUGUAAGUUUGGCACCGUUGAGUCUGCCUUCUCAGUGAUCUGUUGCAUAACAAUUGGAGUUUCUCUGAAUGUCAAAUUUCUUCUGUGUUGAAUGUCCAAUGUGCACUGAAUGUAUGGUUGUAUCAAGAAAUGUUUUAAUAAAAGCUUUCUAGCUUCU
Acanthopagrus latus (yellowfin seabream) is the source of this 3476-nucleotide messenger RNA. It is a transcript of the gene hhipl1, whose product is annotated as HHIP-like 1. NCBI's taxonomy places the organism in Eukaryota, Metazoa, Chordata, Actinopteri, Spariformes, Sparidae. Gene Ontology annotation, cellular component: membrane. The transcript has 9 exons. The record is from RefSeq and is a predicted model, not a curated record. Bases 309 to 2714 code for a protein of 801 amino acids.